UCUAACCGCGAUCUGAUGACCUAUUUCCCUCGACUAGUAAAAAUAGCGGUCGACAAUAGCUCAAACACUAUUUUUAGUGCGUAUCAUUAAAAUCUCAAACCACACAACCUUAUCUCUUACCUUCGUUGUCUAAGUAUCAGUUAAAAAAAAAUCAUUCAGAUUGCGAGUUACCGCGCAACGCACGAAGACAUAUGUAUCUAUAACAAUAUCCUACCGUCAAAAUCGAUACGCCACAACGAGGCAGUACACGUUGUUGUUUCGAGUGAGUUAGUGCCCGUUUAGUUGUCGCUAGAGUUUUUUUUAGUGUAGUAAACAAGGGAACAUGUUUUAAAUUAAACAUAGACUAAAUACAAUCAUGGAAAGUGUAAAGCGUUACAUACGAAGCGAAUCCGCGAGCUGUGCUCACAUGGUCGAAGAGCUCACCUCGAACAAUAGAAAAAGUACAGAUCCUCAUGAGAAAUUAAAGGCGCUGCUCAAUUCUCCCGAGGAGGACACGGAUGACACCCUGCCUCCAUCAGACGCCCCGAAAUUCGGUACCGUCAUUCAUAACAGAAUCUUUGUUGGCGGAUUCUCUUUGACGACGACAGAUGAAGACCUGUGGAAGUUUUUCUCGGGCUUCGCAACCGUCACAGCUGCGAGGGUCAUCUAUGACAGAGCUGGUGUCUCAAAAUGCUACGGCUUCGUGACCUUCGCCAGCCCUCGAGUCGCGAGAUUGAUAGUCAAGCAGAGCGGUGGCGUUAUGUUUUCACCACUGGGACGUCUUCGUGUCGCUCAAGCUGUACGAAAGCAGAUAAGUCAACUGCCUAUGUUGACGUCUGAAGCUGCACCUCUUCAGGCACCUCUCUGCUAUCAGCUGAUUUGCCCUCCCCUGGCACCACUGCCAGCUUGCGCACCGUGCGAGAUGCCACCACCACCUUACGCUGUGUAUCCGCUACCGUUUGAUACUGCACCAGCAUUGUAUGCUCCGCCGACACAGUACGCGCUCCUACCAGCGCCUUAUAGCACGGCUUGCUGCGAGCCCUCAUGUUGCGCGCCAUUGGACAAACAGCCCCGCGUGCCAGCCCCCCCACUUCACCCCGCUUUUAUUUACUGACUUUAUAUGAGUCAUCAGUUAAGAUAUAAUCGUCUAGAUUAAGUUUUAUAGCUGUAUCAUUAUUUAUAUUAUUAUCAGAUGAUGAUGAAUAAUUCAGAUUGAUUUAAGAUUUUAUAUUACAAAUAUUUCCCUAUUAUAUUUUCAGGUUCAGAAAUGAUAAAAUCAAUGUCAAGUUAUUUUGAAUCAAAAAGACACAAACAUCUCGUUUAGAUAUUCGAUAAGGUAUUUAUAAUUGCAAUGUAAGCGGCUUUUUUAGACAUAUUUUUAGAUUUCUGCAAAAAAAAAAAGAACCAUUCCUUUCGCUCGAGUCUUCCAAUCUUUAUUAUGCUCAAUCGAUUUAUGUGUUUCUUACUAAAUUUAUUUCACAAUACAUUUGGGAAUGGCACUGGAUUGAGAUGGUUGAGGUUUAUAAAGUGAUGCAAAAGAAGUGUUCAAGACUCUCGUCUAUUGGGUGUGUUUUUGACAAUUUUGUCUAUAUCUGGUUGUACCUAUAUCUUAGAUAAAUAAAAUGUUAUACAAUAAUUAGCUUCGAACAGGUACUUAUAAGGACGAUUAAUGUGGAUUCACGUGCUAUCAUUAAAUUAAGGUAAAAUAGAUUUAUCAUAACGUGUUAUGUAUCACAUUUGAUUAUUCGGUUAAAUUUUGGUUAAAUAGUAACUUAUUCAACAUUACUUCACGCGGAUGAUAUAAUCGCUUCUAUUUUCGAAUAUAUUUUGUU
Molecule: messenger RNA, 1811 nt
Organism: Vanessa tameamea
Lineage: Eukaryota; Metazoa; Arthropoda; Insecta; Lepidoptera; Nymphalidae
Gene: Boule
Product: protein boule
Exons: 4
Coding region: 356-1093 (245 amino acids)
Biological process (GO): positive regulation of translational initiation; 3'-UTR-mediated mRNA stabilization
Cellular component (GO): cytoplasm
Molecular function (GO): mRNA 3'-UTR binding; translation activator activity
Source: RefSeq, a predicted model, not a curated record